Gaeumannomyces tritici R3-111a-1 is the source of this 2131-nucleotide messenger RNA. Its product is annotated as pyruvate dehydrogenase complex protein X component. Gene Ontology annotation, molecular function: dihydrolipoyllysine-residue acetyltransferase activity. NCBI's taxonomy places the organism in Eukaryota, Fungi, Ascomycota, Sordariomycetes, Magnaporthales, Magnaporthaceae. The transcript has 2 exons. Gene Ontology annotation, cellular component: pyruvate dehydrogenase complex. Bases 457 to 1800 code for a protein of 447 amino acids. The record is from RefSeq and is a predicted model, not a curated record. Gene Ontology annotation, biological process: pyruvate decarboxylation to acetyl-CoA.
UAGGAACGGCUGAAUGAUAACGAUCCGAGAGACUUCCGUUUUGCCACAAAUUUGCGCAGGGCCGCAGGUACAUUCUGGUGGGUCGGGUCCUGCCGCCCGCCCAACAAUUUUCACGCCAAAAAGCGCCCCGAAAAAAGGCGUUUGCCGGAGCCAAGCUCCAGCAAAAGAAAACCGCACCAGACGUGGCAGCAUCUGGCUUUGAGAAGCACUGCCAGCUCCUUGCCGGACCUGAUUGCUGGACACGCUCGUCUGAAUCCGAGGCAUUUCAGAGAAAAGGCCGGCCCGCCCGACAGGUCCUUUUUCCACAAUUGACGAGAGCUCCCAGGCGGCGGCGGCAGAAAGUGGGCGAACUCCGAUCCGCGCACUGGAACCAAGCCUCGAUCUAAGACUCGACUAGACGGCCCCGACCACCGGCCCCGACUCGUUGGACAGACUCUCAGAUCGGACAGAAACACAAUGGCGACGCUUGCGGCAUUAGGCCGCAUGUCCGGCCGCCUGAACAGGCGGAGGCUAGCUGGAGCUGUUGUCACGCCACGAGGCUUUAGGACCUCGGCCGCGGCGCUUGCCGCACAGAACUUCACCAUGCCCGCCCUCUCGCCGACCAUGACGGAGGGCAACAUUGCCACCUGGCGCAUAAAGGAGGGCGACAAGUUCUCCGCCGGCGACGUGCUGCUGGAGAUCGAGACGGACAAGGCCACCAUGGACGUCGAGGCCCAGGACGAGGGCAUCCUGAUGAAGAUCAUGCAGGGCGACGGCGCCAAGGCCGUAAAGGUCGGCGCCCGCAUCGCCGUGCUGGCCGAGGAGGGCGACGACAUCUCGGCGCUGGAAAUCCCGCCCGACGAGAGCGCCGCCGAGGAGACGCCGCAGAAGCAGCAGCAGCCAAAGUCAUCUGAGGCCUCGUCGCAACCACCCCAGCCGUCCGACGCCGCCGCCCCCGCACAGCCCGCCGCCGAGGCCACCAAGAGGGCGCCCCCCGGCGGGAAGCCGUCCAGGGUCAUCUACCCGCUGCUGCCGUCGGUAGCCCAGCUCGUGAGGGAGAAGGGCAUCGACGAGUCGGCCGUGGCGCAGAUCGUCGCCACGGGCCCCAACGGGCGCCUGCUCAAGGGCGACAUACUGGCGCACCUGGGCGUCAUCAACCAGCAGACCCCCGCCACCAUAUCCGAGAGGUUCGAGAAGCUCUCGCACCUGGACCUCAGCAACAUCAAGCUCGCCAAGCCCGCGCCGAAGCCGCAAAGUACCGCCGCCGCCGCCGAAGCGUCAGCCCCCACGAGGCCGACGCUGGUCGAGGUCUCGCUUCCCGUCUCGUUCGACGCCGCCAUGAAGCUGAACGAGAAGCUCCGCGGGGGCCUCGGCUUCGACUUGCCCCUGCCGGAGUACAUCGGCCGGGCCUCGGACCUCGCCAACGACGACCUUCCCGUCCCGUCCGACUAUCAGCCCACCGCCGACGAGCUCUUCGACCAGGUCCUGGGCCUCACCUCCAGCAAUGCCCCCAUCACCUCCCGGGGCAACUACAGGCCCCGACUGGCGGGAGCUAUGGAACACCGCACCCCCAAGCCUUCUGUUCGUCGCCGGCCCGAUAUCAUUGAUGUGCUGGCCGGCCCUUCCGGCGCCGCCAGGAGGCCCGCGCUCCAGUCCUCGUCGUUUCCCGGCUUUUCGUAUCCCACACUCGAGCCUUCUGGCCCUCGGUUUGUCAGCCUCACCGUCCCCAAGACGGAGGAGAAGCGCGCCAAAACCUUCCUCGAGAGGUUCAAGGUGGUGAUGGAGGACGAAAUCGAAAGUCUUGCGUAUUUUGAAGAUUAAUCGCCAGCUGCGCGGGCUGUUUUUUUUUUGGGCGAUGCUGUAAUCAUAUCCACCGUAUUUAUAGAUUUGGCAUGGAGAUAUCAUUGAUGGAUGGGCGUAAAUGGAAGCGUUAUGUUUCUAUUUUUAGGGGGUUCCGAAAGAGAGGUGCAAUGGCUUGUAUAGGUAUCUAAAAUCAACCGCGGCUGUGGCUUCGCGUGGAACCAAGCCGCAAUCAGAGCACGCAAACACUUGCUUACAGGUAUCCUUUCAAGUUCAUUCCCGACAUUAUAUCUUCCCAUAUCCAGGCUACCUCGCUUCGUAACAAAAUCCAGCAUGCCUGCCCAGCCCCCAA